UUUGUUCCAGGACGAGACACCUGGAAAACAUACUCUGAACGUCUGCAAUAUUACUUUGUGGUGAACAAGGUGACAGAUAAGGAAGAAAAGAAGGCAAUAUUUUUCACUGUUUGUGGCGCCGAAUUGUACAACUUGGUGUCGUCACUGCUACUUCCAAAGGCAACAAACGAGGUCGAUAUAGCGGAUAUCUUAGUGGCAUUGUAUAAUCACUUCGAACCGAAGCCAAGUGAAAUUGUUGAAACAUACAAGUUUUACAAACGCGAUCAGCAUGAGGGAGAAUCGAUAGCUGAUUACAUGGCUGAAUUGCGACGACUAUCAGCUCACUGCAAUUUUGUCGAUUUGAACAGAAUGCUGCGUGAUCGUGUAGUGUGUGGUGUGCGUGAUAAAACAGUGCAACAUGCAAUGUUAGCCAAAGAUAAGUUAACAUUCCAGGCGGCUAUUGACAUGGCUACUGCGGCAGAAACUGCUAGUCGAAAUGUGAGUGAUUUACAAGGCGAAGUACGUGAGUUAGCUGAGACUGUAAGUCAAGUAAGCAUUUCGAAAAGUCGGGCCGUCCACGAAAGGGCGUUUCUGUUGAACAGGUCAAAUCCACCUCAAGAGCAGAAACCCUGUUGGCGUUGUAAUGGAUUACACAACCCAGAGAGCUGUAAAUACCGCAAAACAAUGUGUAAUUUCUGUGGUAAAUUGGGCCAUCUGGAAAGAGCAUGUCUCAAUAAAAAGCACAGAACCCAUGCCAGGGAUAUGGGUAAGAAUCCAAAGAGGAACCAGAGUAGUGGCAAUUACAAUGUUGUAUUUGAGGGAGACUCAUCUGAAGAAGCGUCAGAGUAUAGUCUAUUCAAUUUCCAGUCACAGUCACCUAAAAGCCAGCCGCCAAUAAGAAUGACAGUACAUGUGGAUGGAAUGAAGCUAGACAUGGAGGUUGACACAGGUUCUGGGUUUUCGAUUAUUAGUAAAGAUACCUUUGAGCGGCUCUGGCCAGAGAAACCAUCACUACAGGAGGCUAGGUUACUGCUACACACAUGGUCCCAAGAAAAGCUGCGAGUGCUAGGGGUGUUGGACGUGUAUGUGCAAACCAAGUCUGCAACUGCAAGGUUACCAUUAUUAGUGGCUGAAGGGAGAGGUCCCAGCCUCUUAGGACGUAGCUGGUUGGAACCUCUUGGAAUUUCCGUGGAAGGGGUAUUUUUACUUCAGCCUGCAGCGGUGGCAGACAUAGUGAGGCAACAUCCUGGAGUGUUUGCUAGCGUGGAAUUGGGCCACUAUAAAGGACCACCAGUAAAUAUAGAAUUGGAUUCUGAGGCAACACCAGUGUUCCAGAAAUGCCGUUCAGUAGCAUUUGCGUUACGUGAAAGUGUGUGUAAGGAAAUAGACCGACUGGUGGAGCUGGGUGUGUACGAGCCUGUAACUUAUUCACAGUGGGCUACUCCACUUCAUGUUGUGCGUAAGGCAGAUGGAACGGUGCGGCUCUGUGGAGAUUACAAGUGCACAGUAAACACAAUGUGUAAAAAGGAUGUUUACCCACUUCCAACUAUUAAUGAAGCAUUUUAUAACUUGGCAGGAGGAAAGGUUUUCACCAAAUUGGAUUUAGCUGAUGCGUACUUACAAGUGUCAGUGGAUACCGCAACUGCUGAAUUGUUGACUGUGAAUACCAUGAAAGGGCUUUUCAGGGUGAAGCGGUUGCCAUUUGGAAUUAAUUGUGCACCAGCAGUUUUUCAGAGACUAAUGGAAACCUUUGACGACAGUCGUCGUACCCUCCCAGAUACAGAGGCCGUACCUGGCCACCGACGCGGGCCUGAGGGGGGCUGUUUUCCCCCCCAGUGAACCCCAGUGAACCCCAGUGUGUGCAUCGGCUAGGGACGCACCCGCGUGCGCCCUAGCACGCCAGUGUUAUUAUGUAAAUAUUUCUAUGUGUAUAUAUUUCUUUCUCAAUGACAGCGACUUCGUUUAAGUGUGUAUAUAGUGUAACUGUUAUGUAUGUAUUAACUAUCA
Messenger RNA from Bacillus rossius redtenbacheri, 1986 nucleotides. RefSeq lists its product as uncharacterized. The record is from RefSeq and is a predicted model, not a curated record. The transcript has a single exon. The coding region runs from base 295 to 1818 and encodes 507 amino acids. Lineage: Eukaryota; Metazoa; Arthropoda; Insecta; Phasmatodea; Bacillidae.